Brassica napus (rape) is the source of this 1870-nucleotide messenger RNA. Its product is annotated as phospholipase A1-Igamma1, chloroplastic. Gene Ontology annotation, biological process: lipid metabolic process. The transcript has 2 exons. The record is from RefSeq and is a predicted model, not a curated record. Gene Ontology annotation, molecular function: glycerophospholipase activity. Bases 220 to 1761 code for a protein of 513 amino acids. Lineage: Eukaryota; Viridiplantae; Streptophyta; Magnoliopsida; Brassicales; Brassicaceae.
AAAAAGAUAUUUUAAAGAAAAUAGAAGAGAUAGGUGUUGAAUAAUUGAUGGAUCUCAAUACAUUAUUGUAUCAACGUAUCACUGCAUCGAACCCUACAUUUGAAAAUGAUAUGCAUGCAGCAUGAGCGCAUGUGUUUAUUAUUGUUUAUUGUAUGUUGUUAAGUAUAUAUAAAAAGGGUUCUUGAUGUCCCUGAAACAACUCAUCAACCUCUCUCAACAAUGGCUACCAUUCCUUCCCACAACCUUCUUCUUCCUAACCCCACGAUCAACCAAUCAGCUCACUCUCUUUCCUUUAAACCACACACUACUCAUCUCAAUUUCCCGGCGAGAUCAUCACCGGUGGCCGUCACGAGGGCUCUGUCCACAACCGACGGAGCUUCGACAUCCUCAAGGCUCGAUCCGGUUGAAAAAUAUGAGAUCACGGCGGCGGAGGAUGUUCGCCGGCGGGAUAGAGAAGCUAAAGAAUCAAAGAGUUUGAGGGACACGUGGAGGAAGAUCCAAGGGGAAGAUGACUGGGCCGGGCUAAUGGAUCCGAUGGAUCCGGUUCUAAGAUCAGAGCUGAUCCGCUACGGAGAAAUGGCCCAGGCCUGUUACGACGCUUUCGAUUUCGAUCCGUUCUCGAGAUACUGUGGAAGCUGCAGGUUCACGCGCAAAAAGCUCUUCGACUCGCUCGGGAUAUUCGACUCCGGCUACGAGGCGGCGCGUUACCUCUACGCGACGUCGAACAUCAAUCUCCCCAACUUCUUCUCGAAAUCGAGAUGGUCCAAGGUGUGGAGCAAGAACGCCAACUGGAUGGGGUACGUCGCCGUCUCCGACGACAGCGAAGCCACGCGCCACCGUCUCGGACGCCGCGACAUCGCGAUCGCGUGGAGAGGCACCGUCACGCAGCUCGAGUGGAUAGCGGAUCUCAAGGACUUCCUCAAACCGGUAUCCGGAAACGGAUUCCGGUGCCGGGACCCGGCCGUUAAAGCCGAGUCCGGGUUUCUGGAUCUCUACACGGACAAAGACACGUCGUGCAACUUCUCGAAGUUCUCGGCGAGGGAGCAGCUUCUCACGGAGGUGAAGCGGCUGGUGGAGAGAUACGGCGACGAGGAGGGAGACGAUCUGAGCAUCACGGUGACGGGACACAGCCUCGGCGGUGCUUUGGCGGUGCUGAGCGCGUACGACGUGGCGGAGAUGGGGCUGAACAGGACGAAGAAGGGGAAGGUCGUUCCGGUGACGGUGUUCACGUACAGCGCUCCGCGGGUUGGGAACAUACGGUUCAAGGAGAGGAUGGAGGAGCUGGGGGUGAAGGUGCUGAGGGUGGUGAACAAACACGACGUCGUCCCGAAAUCGCCGGGGCUGUUUUUGAACGAGCACGCGCCGGACGCGCUUAAGCAGUUGGCGGGAGGGUUGCCGUGGUGUUACUGCCACGUGGGGGAGAAGCUAGCGUUGGAUCACCAGAACUCUCCGUUUUUGAAGCCGUCCGUUGAUCUUUCCACGGCUCAUAACUUGGAAGCUCUUCUCCAUCUACUUGACGGGUAUCAUGGGAAAGGACAGAGAUUCGUGUUAUCUAGUGGGAGAGAUCCAGCGUUAGUGAACAAAGCGUCUGAUUUUCUGAAAGACCAUUUUAUGGUACCUCCUUAUUGGCGACAAGAUGCAAACAAAGGAAUGGUUAGGCACACUGAUGGCCGUUGGAUUCAACCAGAUCGCAUCCGUGCAGAGGACCACCAUGCUCCUGACAUUCAUCAUCUUCUCACCCAACUCCAUCACCCUUCUUAACUCUCUGUAAAUUACAUCAAAACUUUCUUUUGUUUUUUUAAUCUUUCUAAUCUGUAUCGUUGCUUUAUAUAUAUAUAUAUAUAUAUACUACAAAGAAAUAACUUAUCAA